Trachemys scripta elegans is the source of this 4736-nucleotide messenger RNA. It is a transcript of the gene ROCK2, whose product is annotated as Rho associated coiled-coil containing protein kinase 2. Gene Ontology annotation, biological process: Rho protein signal transduction; actomyosin structure organization; peptidyl-threonine phosphorylation. The transcript is spliced from 32 exons. Gene Ontology annotation, molecular function: Rho-dependent protein serine/threonine kinase activity; ATP binding; small GTPase binding. The record is from RefSeq and is a predicted model, not a curated record. The coding region runs from base 582 to 4736 and encodes 1384 amino acids. Gene Ontology annotation, cellular component: cytoskeleton; cytoplasm; centrosome. NCBI's taxonomy places the organism in Eukaryota, Metazoa, Chordata, Testudines, Emydidae.
GCGGGAGCCGGAGAAUGGGGGCGGCGGGAGGCAGCGGCAGGGACAGUGACUCGCUGCGGGCGGCGGCCGCCCCAUGGACUGAGUGACACGGCGAGAGAGGGGCAGCAGCGAGCCUCACGCCGCCGCCGGGAGUCGCUUCUCCCGCCCAGCCGCCGCCGGAGGAGGGGAGCCGGCCUCGAGCGCCGCCCGCCGCUUUCCCUCCGCCGCGGCGGGUGUUUGGCUGCUGCAAUGGCCGGGCCGGUGCCGGGGACCCGGUAGUGACUCGGUGCCCGCCCAGAGCCGUCCUGAGCGGGGGGGGAGUCGGGGCCGCCGCGGGAAUCUCUCUCCCCCCGCCCCGGCUCCGCGCUGUUCAUGCCUUUGCAGCUGAGAGGUGCCCAGGGGCGGAGCAGCCUCAGCAGCGCCCAGUCGGGGAGCGUCCCCUCUGCUCCCCGCCCUGCUCCUGAGACAGGGCCCAGGCCCGGCCGGGAGCCCCCAGCUUCUCCGCAGCGCUAGGCCCCGGAGCGGAGACCGGGGCCGGCUACAGAGUGAUCUCCUCCUGCCCGGCAGCUCGCCGCUCGCACAGCCCCGCGGGGAGGGGGAGGAUGAGCCAGCUUCAGACAGCGAAGAUGUCCGCUCCCCCCCCGCCUGCGCCCCUGGAGCCCGGGGAGGGGGUGACCACGAGCCGCCAGAGGAAGCUGGAGUCCAUGAUCCGAGACCCUCGGUCCCCAGUCAAUGUGGAAAGUUUGCUGGAUGGCCUGAAUUCUUUGGUCCUUGAUCUGGAUUUUCCAGCACUGAGGAAAAACAAGAACAUAGAUAAUUUCUUAAAUAGAUAUGAGAAAAUUGUGGAAAAAAUUCGAGCUUUACAAAUGAAAGCUGAAGACUAUGAUGUUGUUAAGGUGAUUGGAAGAGGUGCUUUUGGAGAAGUACAGUUGGUUCGCCAUAAAACGUCACAGAAGGUUUAUGCAAUGAAGCUUCUUAGUAAAUUUGAAAUGAUAAAAAGAUCGGAUUCAGCCUUUUUCUGGGAAGAAAGAGAUAUCAUGGCCUUUGCCAACAGUCCCUGGGUGGUUCAACUCUUUUGUGCCUUUCAAGAUGACCGAUACUUGUAUAUGGUAAUGGAAUACAUGCCGGGUGGAGAUCUUGUAAACCUUAUGAGCAAUUAUGAUGUGCCUGAAAAAUGGGCCAAAUUUUACACAGCUGAAGUUGUCCUUGCUUUGGAUGCAAUUCACUCCAUGGGCUUGAUACACAGAGAUGUGAAGCCUGACAAUAUGCUUUUGGAUAAACAUGGGCAUCUGAAGUUGGCAGAUUUUGGCACCUGUAUGAAAAUGGAUGAAACUGGUAUGGUGCGCUGUGAUACAGCUGUUGGAACACCUGACUACAUAUCGCCUGAAGUCUUGAAGUCACAAGGAGGUGAUGGCUGCUAUGGACGGGAGUGCGAUUGGUGGUCUGUAGGAGUUUUUCUCUUUGAGAUGCUUGUUGGGGACACUCCAUUUUAUGCAGACUCCUUGGUAGGGACAUAUAGUAAAAUCAUGGAUCACAAGAAUUCAUUAAGUUUCCCAGAUGAUGUGGAAAUCUCUAAGCAUGCAAAGAACCUCAUCUGUGACUUUUUAACUGACAGGGAGGUGCGACUUGGGAGAAAUGGGGUAGAAGAAAUUAAACAGCACCCUUUCUUUAAGAGCGAUCAAUGGAACUGGGAUAACAUUCGAGAGACUGCUGCUCCUGUUGUACCUGAGCUUAGCAGUGACAUAGACAGCAGUAAUUUUGAUGACGUUGAGGAUGACAAAGGAGAUGUGGAAACCUUUCCAAUCCCCAAAGCCUUUGUGGGAAACCAGCUGCCUUUUAUAGGAUUUACCUACUAUCGAGAGAAUCUGUUGCUAAGUGACUCUCCUCAGUCUUGUAGAGAAAAUGAAUCCAUGCAAUCCAGGAAAAAUGAGGACAGCAAAGAGUUUGCACAGUUUCAGAAAAAACUGAGCAAGUUAGAAGAACAACUCAGUAAUGAAAUACAAGCCAAAGAUGAACUAGAACAGAAGUGCAGGUCUGUUAAUGCUCGUUUAGAGAAGACCGUGAAAGAACUAGAUGAAGAGGUAACAUCAAGGAAGAAUGUAGAAUCUGCAUUAAGGCAAUUAGAAAGAGAGAAGGCUCUUCUUCAGCACAAGAAUGCAGAAUACCAGCGGAAAGCAGAACAUGAAGCAGAUAAAAAACGCAAUUUGGAAAAUGAUGUUAACAGUUUGAAAGACCAGCUUGAAGAUUUAAAAAGGAGAAAUCAGAACUCUCAGAUAUCAAAUGAGAAAAUCAAUCAGCUUCAAAGACAGCUGGAUGAAGCCAAUGCUUUACUACGCACAGAGUCUGAUACUGCAGCCAGGUUAAGGAAGAACCAGACCGAAAGUACAAAGCAAAUCCAGCAGUUGGAAGCUAAUAAUCGAGAAUUACAAGAUAAAAACUGCAUGCUGGAGAAUGCUAAACUCAAACUUGAGAAGGACUUCAUCAAUCUUCAGUCAGCCCUAGAAUCUGAAAGAAGAGAUCGAAGUCAUGGGUCAGAGAUUAUCAGCGAUCUACAAGGUCGAAUAUCUAGCCUAGAAGAAGAAGUAAAAAAUGGAAAGAGUACAUUAGCCAAAGCAGAAGUGGAGAAGAGACAAUUACAAGAGAGGCUCACAGAUUUGGAAAAGGAGAAGAGCAACAUGGAAAUAGACAUGACAUAUAAACUCAAGGUUAUGCAGCAGAACUUGGAACAAGAAGAAGCUGAACAUAAAGCCACAAAAGCACGAUUAGCAGACAAAAAUAAAAUCUAUGAAUCUAUUGAGGAAGCCAAGUCUGAAGCCAUGAAAGAAAUGGAAAAGAAGUUGUUGGAGGAGAGAUCUUCAAAGCAAAAAGUAGAAAACGGCUUGUUAGAAAUUGAAAAGCGGUGUUCUAUGUUGGACUGUGAUCUCAAACAGUCGCAACAGAAAAUAAAUGAGCUGCUUAAACAAAAGGAUAAACUAAAUGAAGAUGUUAAAAACUUGACAUUAAAAAUAGAACAGGAAACACAAAAGCGCUGCCUCACGCAGAAUGACCUGAAGAUGCAAACACAACAAGUCAACACAUUGAAAAUGUCAGAGAAACAGCUAAAACAAGAGAAUAACCAUCUCCUGGAAAUCAAACUGAGCUUGGAAAAGCAAAAUAAUGAACUCCGCAAAGAACGUCAGGAUGCAGAUGGACAAAUGAAAGAGCUUCAAGACCAGCUUGAAGCUGAACAAUAUUUCUCAACUUUGUACAAGACCCAAGUUCGUGAGCUUAAAGAGGAAUGUGAAGAAAAGACCAAACUUUGUAAAGAAAUGCAGCAAAAGAUACAGGAGUUACAAGAUGAGAGAGACUCCUUGGCUGCACAACUUGAGAUAACUUUGACAAAAGCUGAUUCAGAGCAACUUGCUCGCUCCAUUGCUGAAGAACAGUACUCUGAUUUGGAAAAAGAGAAGAUCAUGAAAGAAUUGGAGAUUAAAGAGAUGAUGGCUAGGCAUAAGCAAGAACUUACUGAGAAAGAUGCUACCAUAGGAUCGCUGGAGGAAGCCAAUAGGACACUAACUAGUGAUGUGGCUAAUCUUGCUAAUGAGAAAGAAGAACUGAAUAAUAAACUGAAAGAAGUCCAAGAACAAAUUGCAAGGCUAAAAGAGGAAGAAACAAAUAUAACAAUUAUUAAAACUCAGUUUGAGAAGCAGUUGUUGAAUGAGAGAACACUGAAAACUCAGGCGGUAAACAAGUUGGCUGAGAUCAUGAAUCGGAAGGAUCCAGUCAAACGUGGAGCUGACACUGAUGUGCGGAGGAAAGAAAAGGAGAAUAGGAAACUGCAUAUGGAACUGAAAUCUGAACGUGAAAAGUUAACCCAGAUGAUGAUUAAAUAUCAGAAGGAGAUCAAUGAAAUGCAGGCACAAAUAGCCGAGGAGAGCCAGAUACGAAUCGAACUGCAGAUGACACUUGACAGCAAGGAUAGCGACAUUGAACAACUUCGCUCACAGCUCCAGUCAAUACAUAUUGGCCUAGACUGCAGCAGCAUAGGCAGUGGACCUGGGGAUGCUGAGGCAGAUGAUGGAUUCCCUGUCCAUAUCACUCAAUCCCACACUAUGGAGUCCAUGUCUCUUACCUACCAGCAUUCUUCUACCUCUGUCAGUAUUGCCACUAAACCUUCCAGUUCUCACAUGCUUCUCGACUCUGAUUCUGACUCAGAGGAAGAACCAUUGUCUUGUGUACACAUCCCUUCACAACCUGAUAGCACAGAAUCGAGAUUAGAGGGUUGGUUAUCACUACCUGUCCGAAAUAACACUAAGAAAUUUGGGUGGGUGAAAAAGUAUGUAAUUGUAAGCAGUAAGAAGAUUCUGUUCUAUGAUAGUGAACAAGAUAAAGAACAUUCUAACCCCUACAUGGUGUUAGAUAUUGACAAAUUGUUCCAUGUCCGGCCAGUCACACAGACAGAUGUAUACAGAGCAGAUUCAAAAGAGAUUCCUAGGAUAUUCCAGAUUCUGUAUGCCAAUGAAGGAGAAAGCAAGAAGGAACCAGAAUUUCCUGUGGAGCCUAUGGGGGAGAAAUCAAAUUACAUUUGCCACAAGGGACAUGAAUUUAUACCAACUCUGUAUCAUUUUCCAACCAACUGUGAGGCUUGUAUGAAGCCACUGUGGCACAUGUUUAAACCCCCUCCUGCUCUAGAGUGCCGCCGCUGCCAUAUCAAAUGUCACAAAGAUCACAUGGAUAAAAAGGAAGAGAUUAUAGCACCUUGCAAAGGUAAGAAGUGA